Saccoglossus kowalevskii is the source of this 4207-nucleotide messenger RNA. Its product is annotated as protein unc-13 homolog B-like. Lineage: Eukaryota; Metazoa; Hemichordata; Enteropneusta; Harrimaniidae. Gene Ontology annotation, biological process: dense core granule priming; presynaptic dense core vesicle exocytosis; synaptic vesicle priming. Gene Ontology annotation, cellular component: terminal bouton; presynaptic membrane; plasma membrane. Gene Ontology annotation, molecular function: calcium ion binding; calmodulin binding; syntaxin-1 binding. The record is from RefSeq and is a predicted model, not a curated record.
AGUGAUAUUGAUUCAAUGCCUCAAAUUCGACCGAGGAAGAAAUCUAUACCCCUGGUUAGCGACCUGUCUUUGGCUGCGAUGAAAAGACAAGCUGGUCUCAGUUCAGCCAUUGUGACCAGACAAUCACUGAAUGAUGAAGAACUGAAAAUGCAUGUUUAUAAGAAGACUCUACAGGCCUUAAUUUACCCCAUAUCAAGUACCACUCCACAUAACUUUGAAGUGUGGUCAGCAACAACCCCUACCUACUGCUAUGAAUGUGAAGGCUUACUUUGGGGUAUCGCACGCCAGGGUGUCAGGUGCUCAGAAUGUGGUGUCAAAUGUCAUGAGAAGUGCAAAGAUCUUUUAAAUGCAGAUUGUUUACAACGGGCUGCCGAGAAGAGUUCUAAACAUGGAGCAGAAGAUAAAACACAAAACAUUAUAAUGGCCAUGAAAGAUAGAAUGAAAAUAAGGGAAAGGAAUAAACCUGAAAUUUUUGAUCUUAUUAGAGAGGUGUUUAGCGUGCCUAGUACUGCACAUUCAGGGCAUAUGAAAGCAGUUAAGCAGAGUGUAUUGGAUGGUACGUCAAAAUGGUCAGCCAAGUUAGCGAUCACAGUGGUCUGUGCCCAGGGACUGAUAGCCAAAGACAAGUCUGGCACCAGUGAUCCUUAUGUAACAGUUCAAGUUGGAAAAGUGAAAAAACGAACACGCACAGUGCAACAGGACUUGAAUCCAGAGUGGAAUGAAAAAUUUUAUUUUGAAUGUCACAAUUCUUCAGACAGAAUCAAAGUUAGAGUAUGGGAUGAAGAUGAUGAUUUAAAAUCCAAAUUAAUGCAGAAGUUAACUAGGGAAUCUGAUGACUUUCUGGGGCAGACUAUUAUAGAAGUUAGGACACUCAGUGGUGAAAUGGAUGUCUGGUAUAAUUUAGAAAAACGUACAGACAAAUCAGCUGUUUCUGGUGCAAUUCGUUUACAUAUAAGCAUAGAGGUUAAAGGUGAAGAGAAAGCAGUUGCUCCAUACCAUGUACAGUACACCUGCUUGCAUGAGAAUCUUUUUCACCAUCUUUGUGAGACGCAGAAUGGGAUGGUAAAAAUUCCAACAGCACGAGGAGAUGAUGCAUGGAAAGUCUACUUUGAUGAACCAUCACAAGAAAUAGUAGAUGAAUUUGCAAUGAGAUUUGGAAUUGAAUCAAUAUACCAAGCUAUGACACAUUUUUCAUGUUUGUCAUCUAAGUACAUGAGUCCUGGUGUUCCUGCUGUUAUGAGUACUCUGCUGGCCAAUAUUAAUGCUUUCUAUGCCCAUACAACAGCCUCAAGUGCCGUAUCUGCAAGUGAUCGAUUUGCAGCAACUAACUUUGGGAAAGAGAAAUUUGUAAAACUGCUUGAUCAACUUCACAACUCUCUGAGAAUAGACUUAUCAAUGUACAGAAAUAAUUUUCCUGCAUCCAGCCCGGAGAAAUUAGCUGAUUUAAAAUCCACCGUAGACCUGCUAACCAGCAUCACAUUCUUCAGAAUGAAGGUGCUAGAAUUGUCCAGCCCACCGCGUGCUGCCACUGUUGUUAAAGACUGUGUCAAAGCCUGUUUAAAAUCUACGUAUCAAUAUAUCUUUGAUAACUGCUAUGAACUUUACCAGCGAGAAUUUCAAACCGAUCAAAGUGAUCAGCCCGAAGUAAGUGAAGCUGAUGCAGCUAAUGGUCCAAGUGCCAAGAGUCUGGAUUUCUGGCCCAAGUUGAUUUCCUUAAUUGUUUCCGUUAUUGAAGAGGAUAAGAAUAGUUACACACCUGUGUUAAACCAAUUUCCAAAUGAGCUUAAUGUCGGGCAGCUGAGUGCUGUUUCCAUGUGGAGCAUGUUUGCUCAGGAUAUGAAGUAUGCUCUUGAAGAGCAUGAACAGCAAAGACUAUGUACCAGUGCAGAAUAUAUGAAUCUUCAUUUUAAAGUCAAGUGGUUAUAUAAUGAAUAUAUUGGUGAAAUAUCACCAUAUAAAGGAACUGUUGCAGAAUAUCCUGCCUGGUUUGAGCCAUUUGUAAUGCAAUGGUUAAAUGAAAACGAAGAAGUGUCAAUAGAAUUUCUCCAUGGUGCUUUGGAUCGAGACAAAAAAGACGGGUUUCAAAAGAGCUCAGAACACACAUUAUUUUCAUGUUCCGUAGUAGAUGUUUUUACUCAACUUAAUCAAAGUUUUGAAAUUAUCAAGAAAUUAGAAUGUCCCGAUCCUGAUAUUAUGAGGCGCUAUAUGAAACGAUUUGCCAAGACAAUAAAUAAGGUGCUGUUGGCUUACGCUGGUAUAGUGUCUAGAGAUUUUGAUAAAUACUGUAGCAGAGAAAAAAUAUCAUGCACAUUAAUGAAUAAUAUACAGCAAUUAAGGGUUCAGUUAGAGAAAAUGUUUGAAGCCAUGGGAGGAGACAAACUCGAUCCUGAUGCAGCUGAUAUACUGAAGGAAUUACAAGCUAAACUAAAUACAGUAUUAGAUCAGCUUAGCCAGGUAUUUGCAACCAGUUUGGAGCCACGAAUACAAGAGAGUGUACAACAACUAAGUGGCUUAUUAAGUAAAGUGAAGGGUGCUGGUAACGUGGCGUUGAGUCAACCUAGUCAACGUAACAGUGUUCAAGCAGAAUCUGAUGUAGUACUUCGACCAUUGAUGGAUCUUCUUGAUGGCAGUUUAACAAUGUUUGCACAAACAUGUGAAAAGACAGUUUUAAAAAGAUUAUUAAAAGAAUUAUGGAAGAUAGUUGUUAACACGAUGGAGAAGACUGUAGUGCUCCCACCUAUGACAGACAUAUCGAAAAAUUCUAUCUUGGCCAACCUGAAUCCUGCCUUGGUCAAGAUGCCCAUGUCUUUCCCAGCAUCUUUGCAAGGUGCAGUGCAAGGGGUGGCAAGUCAGGUCAGUGCUGGUGGUGGCCUUAUGAGUUUCGUCACUUCAGAUAAGGAUGUUGGACAGGAGAGCAGUAAAAAUUUGACACCAAAGCAAUGUGCUGUUUUAGAUAUGGCACUUGAUUUAAUCAAGCAAUAUUUCCAUGCAUCAGGUAGUGGGUUAAAGAAGACAUUCUUAGAGAAAAGUCCUGAUUUACAGUCCUUACGUUAUGCUUUAUCUUUGUAUACACAAACAACAGACACACUGAUCAAAACUUUUGUACAAACACAGACUUCACAAGAUCAACCUAGUGUAGAUGAUGCUGUAGGUGAAGUUUCAAUACAGGUUGAUUUAUUUACACAUCCUGGUACAGGCGAGCACAAAGUAACAGUUAAAGUUGUAGCAGCCAAUGAUCUUAAAUGGAAUACAACUAGCAUGUUUAGACCUUUUGUAGAAGUAAAUCUCAUUGGUCCACACCUUAGCGAUAAACGACGAAAACAUUCCACCAAAUCUAAAAGCAACAACUGGUCACCAAAAUAUAACGAAACUUUUCAUUUUAUUCUGGGUAAUGAAGAUGAUCCCGAUGCCUAUGAAUUGCAUAUAUGUGUUAAAGACUAUUGUUUUGCAAGGGACGAUCAUUUGAUUGGUGUAGCAGUCAUGCAGUUACGUGACAUUGUGGAAUGUGGCAGUUGUGCAUGCUGGUGUGCCUUGGGACGAACUGUUAAUCUUGAUGAUACUGGUUGGACUAUUCUGCGUAUUUUGUCUCAGCGUACCAAUGAUGCAGUUGCCAGUGAAUUCGUUCGGUUGAAAUCUGAAAGUAGGACUGAGAGUGGAGAUGCGUAGAAGAUUACUAAUAUCAACGAGGUUGCUUUGACCUUGGUGCGAAUGUCAGUAAUAGCCAGUAGCCAGUAUUAUCACGUUACCCUACAUGAGGGAUGGACUUGCCACUGAAUGUCAAGAACAUGAUUACCUCUGUGAUAUUCACAAGGUGACCAUUCUUUUCAAAUUGCCAACUGUGUUUAAUACUAAAUCAAAUUAUGUAGCUGAUGAUUUACAGAAAGAUGUAUCUUUGUCACCGCCACUGGGAUUACCAGAUUAUCACCCUGGUGUACCAGAUUAUCACCCUAGUGUACCAGAUUAUCAACCUUGUGUACCAGAUUAUUGCCCUGGUGUACCAGUUUAUUGUUCUAGUGUGCCAGAUUAUCACCCCUGAGUGAACCAGAUUAUUGCCCUGGUGUACCAGAUUAUUGCCCUACUAUACCAGAUUAUCGCCCUGGUGUACCAGAUUAUUGCCCUACUAUACCAGAUUAUCGCCCUACUAUACCAGAUUAUCGCCCUGGUGUACCAGAUUAUCGCCCUGGUGUACCAGAUUAUCGCCCUGGUG